UGAACAGGAGGUGGGAGUUUGACUUCACCCACAGUCCAGUUGUACAUUGUUGUCGUUUCAACAACCAUGCACAACUUCAUGUAAAUACCUUUCCCAGACGUGAAGGAGUCAGUGAAAAGAGAGAGGGAGGGAUGGAGGAAGACUGAUGACAGCCUGCAGCCCCCAGUUUCCCCUCUGCUGUUGCUACAGUUAGGUGCGAGGAAGCAAAGGCAGAGCAUUCCGUCGCGUCUUAGAUUGGAAGGAGGGAGAGAGCGAGCAGAAAGCUGUGCACGCGUUAUGGUGCAAAGCAAGUCCAGUCAGCGGGUAUGAGUCCAGUGUGAGCAACUGCGUCUCUCCUUUGCCGGGAACUGCCUCACUAACAGAGGCUGUCAGAGGCACAUGAGGAUGGAAGGAGGAAGGAGGGAGGUGCCCCCAUUGUCUAAAUCAAGGAGUGCAACAGAGCAUGUUGUGACAGCCAUGUCUCUGGAGAUGGAAAAGACCAUCACCAAGCUGCUGUACGACUUCCAGAGGAACUCGACCUCUGAUGACGACUCUGGUUGCGCUUUGGAGGAAUACGCAUGGGUCCCCCCCGGCCUCAGUCCGGAACAAGUGCAUCAGUAUUACAAUUCCUUACCUGAAGAGAAGGUGCCAUACAUUAACAGCCCUGGUGAGAAAUACCGUAUCAAACAACUGCUUCAUCAAUUGCCACCGCACGACAAUGAGGUGCGCUAUUGUAACUCCCUGGAUGAGGAAGAAAAAAGAGAACUUAAACUGUUCAGCAACCAACGCAAGAAGGACAACCUGGGCAGAGGCACUGUCCGUCCUUUCCCACUGACCAUUAAUGGGGCCAUUUGUGAAAAGUGCGGUGGUCAGAUAAAAGGAGGCGACAUUGUGGUGUUUGCCGCCAGGGCGACACACGGAAAGUGGUGGCACCCAAAUUGCUUUGUAUGCUGUAUGUGUGAGGAAAUGUUGGUGGAUCUCAUCUACUUCUACCAGGAUGGCAAGCUCUACUGUGGCCGGCACCACGCCGAGCGACUGAAGCCACGCUGCUGCGCCUGCGAUGAGAUCAUCUUUGCUGAUGAGUGCACUGAGGCAGAGGGCCGACACUGGCACAUGAAGCACUUCUGCUGCUUCGAAUGUGAGACCACCCUCGGUGGCCAACGCUACAUAAUGAAGGAUGGACGGCCACACUGCUGCAACUGCUUCGAAUCUCUUUAUGCAGAGUACUGUGAUGCAUGUGGAGAACAUAUAGGCAUUGACCAAGGCCAGAUGACCUACGAUGGACAGCACUGGCACGCCACUGAAGAAUGUUUUUGUUGUGCUCAUUGCAAGCAUUCUCUGCUUGGCCGUCCCUUUCUGCCAAAGCAGGGACAGAUCUUUUGCUCACGGUCCUGCAGCGCUGGACAGGACCCAGAUGAGUCCGAUUCGUCAGACUCUGCUUUCCAGAGCGCCCGAUCUCGUGAGUCUCGACACAGCACCAAGAUCGGUAAAAAGGAGCGCAGAAAUGCUGAGCAGGAGCGGAGGAGCUUAGAUGCCCGCCAAUCAGCUCCACCCCCGAUGCCUGACCGACUGUCAUCUGAAAUUGAUCCACUGACUGUUCAGAUGGACCGUUUAAGUGUAUCAGCUAGCCAGACUCCAAGCAGGACACCUAACCGCACUCCCAGCCGUACUCCUAGCCGCACUCCAAGUCGUGCUCCAAGCCUUAACCAGGUGUGGAUGAGCCGAGAUGACCCUUAUGUCCCUGGUUCCUUUGAUGCCACCCAGCGAGAAUCUUCUCCUACACAGCCAUCUCUUCAUCUUCUGGGUCCCUGUAACGCCAGACAAGUCUACAAUCCCAAUUCAAAUGUUCAUGCUCCAGCCCAGAGCCCUGUAAACCCAGGAAAAAGGCCUGAUUCCUGGGGUAAAGAACAAGGCAAUGCAAAGAGGACGCCCAUGGCUGCCCUAAGGGGACACUCUUUCAAUGAUAACUGGAUCCACCACGGCCAAGAUGAGUUUAGGCCCAAUAAGUUACGCACACAAAUGAGUUUCAAUGAGAUGUCAAGCCAGAACCAAGGAUUUUCUGACAAGAGGAGCAUUAGCCUGCAUGGAUUCCAGCGAGACGGCAGGCCCCCACUCACCCGAAGGAACCCCAUCAACGCCAUGAGCUUCAAUGAGCCGCUGACUCCACUUGAACAGACACCUCGUGGCUCCACGGACUCCCUGACUGUGUCAAAUGCUACAGGCAACUCUCUCGAUGGGGUCAGCAAGCGUCAGGAGAAUUUGUCCAGGUUCUCCAUGCCUGACUUGAGCAAGGAUUCAGGUGUAAAUGUAUCUGAAAAGAGUAAUAUGGGAACACUGAGCUCCUCAGUCCAGUUCCACAGCACAGAGUCUUUGUCCUCCUCUCGUCUCUUUAACAACAACUUGUACACUCCACACAGAGUGGGAUACCCACUGCAGUACUGGGAUGGACCGCAGCCACUUGGUUUUGAUAGCAAAGGUCGUGUCGGUGUAAUGGGCAGCAGCGGUAACUUACGGAUGGCACCCAUGAGUGACAGAAUGCCCCGUCGACUUAUUAACGGGCAGGAAGUUGCAUCCCAGAAACAACAGCCCCAACCAAGACGUCGCAAACACCAUCGGGGAACCGGGCAACACCGCAGCGGCCGCCACCACAAACGCUCCCGUCGAUCUCGCUCUGACAACGCCCUGCACCUGGUGGCGGACCGACCUACUCAAAUGGUGGAGCUGCCGUACCAUCGCGUCCAGGAGGAUUACGAUCGCUUCCCCUCUGGCCACGCCUCCCGGGAGUUGUUUGGGCUGGAGCCAGGUGGAUGCCGACAGCAAGCCCACCGUCCAUGUCCCCGCACCACUUCUGAUCUCACACUCCAAAAUGCUGGCUGGCAACCCACCGGGUUGGGCGGACCAUGCUGGGGAGAUGCAUACAUGGAAGCUGCCGACCCGUGGUGCUCCAGCUGCUCCUCUUCCUCUGAAUCUGUGGAGAACGAGGGCUAUUUCAUGGGCGAACCAAUUCCUCGGCCCGUUCAGCUGUGCUACAUCAACAACGAGGAGCUACGACAUCGCUACAGCCCCUCUGGAAUGGCUGGCCACCACGCACCUCUGCACGGCCCUAUUCCUGCCCAGCUGCAUGCCCGUCAGAGGAGGAAGAGCAAAAACUGUAUUAUAUCAUAAAUUCUGAAAUUUAAAAAAAAAACAUUAUCGGCAUGGGAAAUAGGGAGGUGAACGAGAUGAGAGAGACAGGUGAGGAGACGAGAAAAGCAACAAAGAGUGGGUAGCUAAGUGUGAGAUAGUGACAGAUAAUAGUGUGUGUGUGUAGGGGUGGACAUAAAGAGACAUGAGGCCUAUUUUUCAUGCUAUGAAGUUACACAACUCGGGUAGUGUUUGUGUACACCUACACAGAAUGAUCUAACUACAAGAGGAAGUUCAGUUGUCUUACACAACACAAAACAAAAGGAAUGUUUACACCUUUGGAUGCGAACCUUCUGAUUGUACUGAGAAGAAACACUGCUCAGUUUGAGUUCUAAAUAUGAAAAUGGUCACGGUAAGUAAGACUAAUGUGCGUGUUUGUGCGUGUGUCCAUGUUUUAGGAUGAUCGGACAAUCCCGUCACAGGUCAAAAAGGAACUAGAAUGAUACCGCAGAUCAGUCUCUCUUUGACGUUAGCGUAUCAAUGUGGACAACGCAGAUGUUGUCUCGGGCUAGUGAAAGCAACGUGCUUGAUUCCAAGUGGUGUUUUUGUUUUACCUCAGCGGGAUCCAGAUACUGCUGGAAUGGAGUAUUAGCUAGCUAGCCAUGUUAGCACCUUGUACAAAUAGUCUGUUGAACCAUGUGCUCUACAUAGCCAACUUUCCACGCUUUCCAAGGACAGAGCGCUAGGGGGCCUCUGCUCCUUGACCAUUCAGGCACAGUAACGUCAGGUAUGGUCCUGUUUUCUCUUCUGCAACAUGCUUUGUUUUUUUUUUUGUUUUUUUUUUUUGGGGGGAGUAAUCAUAGACAAGUAUGAAUAAAGAUAAUAACCCUAACAAUAGAGGAAUAAUAACAAAUAACGCAAAUAAUAAUCUUAUGGAAAUUAAGAAGGAUACCUAUUAAAUGUUUAUAUAGUAAUACAAAUAUUAACGCAAUGGAUAUAUAGUAAUGUAAAUGUCAUGUACAUAUGGUCUUAAAUAUCUCUAUAUUUUGUAACUAAAGAAUCAUUAUUUGUACAAUAUCGUGUACUGAUAGGGAUACUUGCAUGUUGUUUUGUUGUUGUCGCAUAUUUAAAAUAAAGUGUGCUUCUAUGAACAACCAAUAACGCAGUUUUCAUACUGAAGUUGUGUGCGUGUGUGUGUGACUACCCUCAGACCCACAGCGACAAAUUUUGAAAUACGGUCAACGUUUUAACAAUAUUUACUGAAAGGUUGAAGACAAAUUCCAGUAACAAAUUGCUUGUCGUCAAUCAAAAUCAAAAGGGGUCUUUGUUUUAAAGGUCUGGAGUUCAAGAUUUUCUUCUCAAACUCAGUGCUGUACUCAACCAUGAAGCCACACAUUUUAGAAAUUGGUUGUUGUCAGGAAGUUUUCAGGUGUUGUUUACUUUGUUCAGAUCUAAGUACUUUAUAUAAGAAGGGGGAACAAAUUACAACCACAACAAUAAAAAUGAUUAUAACAGUGGUUCUUAACCUUGCUAAAGUUACCGAACCCCACAAGUUUCACAUGUGGAUUCACCAAACCCUUCGGAACUAGCUAAUAAAGCAUUCUUUUUUUCAAAUUCAAAACCAAUUAUCUAAGCUAGCAAGCUAAUAAUUUAGCAAAUUCCCGAUCAAAAUUCUUCUCAUUUUGACAGCAUGUUUUAUAAACAAGUCAAAAUUUGAGACUACGCUGCUCAUUGGUCUGUUGUAUCACAUCAUACCAAGUGCGAGUUGACCUUCCACUGAGAAAACCAGUUCCUCAUCUCAUCAGGUCGAAAACUAGCAGUUAAAAGAAAUGGAUUAAGCCUGUAAAUUGGCAGCAAAACAGUCCAAAAUCUGGUCUAUAAAGCCACUUUGCCUAGAUUUAAUCAGCGUAUGAAAAUAGGGCUCUGCGUUUCUUUACCUUCGCCGAACCCCUGGGGUUCGAUCGAACCCAGGUUAAGAACCACUGGAUUAGAAUAUCUAUUAGACUGGUGUUACACAAAAUUGAGCAUCUUAAUUUUUGUAACAAUGUUUUUUUUUUUUGCAACUGUUUAGGUGUGUCAGGUUGCUUAAUGGCUUUUGACACAAUCGGCAUCCGGAUGGGUGCACUAUCGGGGUAGUGUUUGGGUACUGUUAAUCAUAUGACAUGCAAACAUUAUCAUCGCUUUAAUGCAUGGAUGAAGGCAGCAAAAAUGACAGGCGGCAUACUUGAUCACCUGGAAAAAGAUUCUUUUUGCUUGAACCCAGAGGAAUCCAAGAAGACAGACAGCAUCUUUUUCCCAGAGAGUGAGAAUCAUUGCCUACCUCUCUAGAUGUUUCCAUGGCAUCCAUGCAGCGAGUGCAUAUUCACUUACAGCGGCAACUAAAUUGCGAGCUUGAGCUGGUGUUGUUUGCGGACAGGUUGUGAUCUAUCUACUCCGCAUGUUACCAUUUGGGCUCGGUUGCCCUGCAACUGUGAAGAAGUGAAAAGGAGGCCAUCUUGCGUACUGAGUGGGUGGAUAUACACAGACGAACAAUAACAAGCCCAAGAAAUGUUAUCCCUUGCAAUGGUGUUGGUUUUAAAGCAUGUGUGUGUGAUCUUAACAAAAUGCACCAGCAAAAAAUAAAGGGUAACACUUUAUAAUAACUAUCCGUUUUACUAGUUAAUAGAUCAUUAGUAAACUGUUGAUAAAUGAUUUAUUGUUGAUUUGUGAAGUAUUUGUUAACAGUUUGUUAAGCAUUUACAGGGUGUUCCAAUAUGGUUGACCCCAUUCUAAAUGCCCAUGCUAGUUGAUGGAUCUAAAUAAAACUAUAUACACUUUAUGUUGAAGGUCAUAAGUUUUACUGGUUAAAUAUACAAAGAAAAGUACAAAUGUUUGUUGGUUGUACGGCAGAUUUUCAUAAAUGUGCAACAUGAGCGCUGCCUGCAAAAUGCUUUAUCAAAAUGCCUUUUCUUUUGAAGUGAACGGCAUUUCUUAACCUAAAAAGAUAGAGAUGCCAAACGUUACACACAAAAACUUGAAACGUUUCUACACAAACUGUGUUUCAUGUUAAGAACACUCUGUAAAUGCUUAACAAACUGUUAACAAAUAUUUCACAAAUCAACAAUAAAUCAUUUAUCAACAGUUUACAAAUGAUCUAUUAACUAGUAAAACGGAUAGGUAUUAUAAAGUGUUACCAAAUAAAAGUCUUUCAAAGGAUACCAAGCAAGAGCAAAUGACCAUAUGGUGUGAAGUAGAAUUCUACUCUUCUCAAUGCAGUGUUGUGAGUGCAUGAUUCUGAAUUUGCAUAUGAUUAUUGCACACAAGUCUACAAUGGUGCAUGGGGAAUAGAACCAGAUAGGAACCAUAUUGUGCUGAUUUUAGUGUAGAAAAAUAUACUGUUGUCUACACUGUGGUGCCUUAUGAGUUUAAAAGGGUGAGAAGCGAUGAACUAAAUUUACAGAACUAAAACCCUUAAGCCACUGAUAGUUGAAUCCAAAGGUGAGGCAACACGUGGGGACGGAUAAUACAAACAGUACUCACAGACAUAUAUUCUUUAUCUUCUGUAAUAUAAAUAAACUACCAAUACUACUGGCUUGUACAGAAUUGUCCUAAAUUUUUUACAUUUUACAUUUCUUUUAAUUGUCAUUACUGAGGUUUUGAUUUAGGAAAGGCUGUAACGGAUUAAUGGCUGUGCUCAUAUGUUCAUCUUGCUUUCCUGUGUGCCUCUACAAACUAGAAAACCAUUUCUAAAUGUUUUUAUUUCUACCAUUGCAUGGCUAUCUUGAUACAACCUUGAUUUUCUUCCAAUGUCAAAGAAGUUACUUGUCCAAAUAAGAGGGAACCCCCUCAGGAUUAAAAAUAAUAAUAAUAAAAAUAUCCACAUGAUGAAGGUGACCAAAAAAGUGAUUUAUGUCUCAGAGCAUUUUCUAAUUUCUUGCCUGUCAAUCUUACUGUUUGUGUUGAUCUGUUCAUAACUGUAACGUUCCCCAAAAGGGUGUCUGGAGAUUAUACACAACCUCACCCAUCUCUCUUCGCCUUUCGUGCUUGCAUUUGAAGGGGUCUUUGGUUUCUCCUGCUGUAUUCGGCGCCUUUGUUUUGCCGCUCUCGCUGUGAUCUCGCCUUCCCGGCUUUGGUUUGCGGCUGCUUUGAGGAACCUGCAAAAGAAAAUGGUACAAAACAGUUGGACCGUUUCAAUGAGACAGUUGGCUGGAGAGGGAUAAUGAUGAGCUGGUAAUGACUCAAAGAUGAUGGAAGUGAGGCACCACAUGUCGACUUGAAACAACGCUCCAGUGAAUUCUGAGAUUGUUUGAUGGCACAUUUUGUUCAAAACACGUCAAAAGAAAAUAAGACACAUGGCUAUCAUGAGGCUUAAAUGUCGACUCGACGUGAGAGGUAUUCAGCCGCUAUUCCCUCAAAUAAAAAAUAUUACAACCAUUACGAUACUAUUGUUUUUAAUAUGUUCAUAAUGUUUACUAUCCUGUCUAUAAACUCAAUGCCUGUCAUUGACAACAACAGACUUGAAUCCUCAUCUUUCAGUGCCGUAGAUGGUGCUAGACGUCGUUUCAGUCAAAGUGGAUUGGACUACCAGUGCCAUUGAUGGCAACCAAUGAUAUAAAAGUACAGCAGAUAAAGGUUUAAAUUAGGGCUGUCAAACGAUUUAAAUUUUUAAUCGAGUUAAUCACAGCUUAAAAAUUAAUUAAUCGCAAUUCAAACCAUCUAUAAAAUGUGCCAUAUUUUUCUGUAAAUUAUUGUUGGAAUGGAAAGAUAAGACACAAGAUGGAUAAACACUCACCGGCCACUUUAUUAGGUACACCAUGCUAGUAAUGGGUUGGAACCCCUUUUGCCUUCAGAACUGCCUCAAUUCUUCGUGGCAUAGAUUCAACAAGGUGCUGGAAGCAUUCCUCAGAGAGUUUGGUCCAUAUUGACA
Corythoichthys intestinalis (scribbled pipefish) is the source of this 8008-nucleotide messenger RNA. RefSeq names its product prickle-like protein 2. The transcript is spliced from 10 exons. Bases 379 to 3144 code for a protein of 921 amino acids. The record is from RefSeq and is a predicted model, not a curated record. Gene Ontology annotation, molecular function: zinc ion binding. NCBI's taxonomy places the organism in Eukaryota, Metazoa, Chordata, Actinopteri, Syngnathiformes, Syngnathidae.